This is a messenger RNA of Dentiscutata erythropus, 217 nucleotides long. NCBI's taxonomy places the organism in Eukaryota, Fungi, Glomeromycota, Glomeromycetes, Diversisporales, Gigasporaceae. The record is from the annotation of a GenBank genome assembly.
AUGCCAAUUGUUGAGAAAGAUUUGAAUAGUUCUUCACAAGUUAAUAUUAUUAAGACAAAUGAAAAUAUUGACAAUGAAAAUGAUUUAUCUUUAAGUGAACUUGAUGAAUCUUAUUCUGAAAAGAAUGGAUUUGAACUAUUGAAUAUAAAAACAAAAAGCGAUGAUUUUAAUGAUGAAAUAUUUUUAAUUAAUGAAAUGGAUAAUGAUUUUAAUUUUG